AAAAUGGCAUACUCGGCUUUCCAUAGCGUAGAGCCAGUUCCGCGAUCACGUGACCAGGGGGAAACGAACGCGCGGCACUUAGUAACUCAAACAGUUACUUCACCUGGCUAAAAUGUGAAUUUUCUUUACGUUUGAAGGGGUUGCUUUCAUUUCCAAUGCUAUCUUCUUCGACAGUUCAGUACUACUGAUGUAUAGCAGUGGUCUAACUGGGUACAAUGCAGACUAACACCAGAAAGCCUCAUCCAGUGAAGCUCCGACCAAACACUGUAAGUGCUGCUGGACCAUCUAAGCAAGUCUGCAAAGGUCACACUAGAAAGGUUCCUUAUAGGGUUGGCUACAGCUGGAAUAAAGGCGGAAGACUCAAGGAACUGAGGAUAAGGCACUUGGCAAGAAAGUCUCUGAAGAUAUGGAUCCAGAGGACCUUUGGCCGUGUUCUUCCUCAUAAAGCAAAGUUCCACUAUAACAGCGUGGUCCUAAGACGAGCCUUUGAAGGAUGGAGGGAUGAGUGGUGGACCUCCAGGAGGGAGUGGAGUCUUAUCAUGCGGGCAGAGUGUCACUACAGGUAUUAUCUGUGCAACUUGGUGUUCCAGCAAUGGCGGAUUUUUGUGUCACUACAAAGAGAGAAGAAAUGCAAACUCCAAAAAGCUCGGUUAAUUGCUGACAGGCAGUGGAUGCGUCAAGUUUGGAACUGCUGGGAGGUUUUUACAGACAUGAAACGCAUAAAGAAAAAGAUGCUGGAAUCAGCUCUCGAGCUGAACAAACUCACAACUCUGCAUUCUACAUGGAGAUUGUGGCAGGUAAGGCUGCAGCAGCGUCAUGAGUUUUACACUUUAGAGGACCAAGCUGUAAAACACAGGCAGCUAACCUUAAAGCACAAGUCAUGGCUUCUGUGGACAGAGAUGCACACAGCAGCUCUGGAUCAGAAAGAGAAGGAAUCCAAAGCUUUGCUCCACUUCACCCUCAGCCUGAAGAGAAAAACAUUGCAUCAGUGGAAAUGUUCUGUGUCUUGUAUCCAAACUAAGAAAGCGUCUCAAGCUGUUGCUCUGCAGGCUUAUCAUUAUCAUCUGUUGAUGAUGUGUUGGAGUGAGUGGAAAAGCGCAUUGCAUCGCAAACAGAGCGAGGAGGACCAGCUGCAAGCUGCAGGACAUUUGGCUGUACAGAGCACCAAGCGCAGAGCAGUGCACCGCUGGAAAGCUUAUGUGGCUUUAUGCAGAGAAAAAGCAGAAAAAGCCAAGAUUGCAAGUCAGCAUUAUCACCAUCACCUGCUGCAUGCUGGUUUUCAUGGAUUUUCUCUUAAUGUCACCAUGAAACAAACACAACGACUAAACAACAACAUGGCCAUCCAACAGUACCAUCAAACUUUGACCACCAAAUAUUGGAGGCUGUGGCAGGAUCGCAUUGAGCAGGCAGAAGACAGAAGUUAUAAACAGCUUACAGAAAUGGCACUGACUAAGCACAGCACAUCCCUUCUGAGCAGCUGGUUUCAGCACUGGAGAGAGAAGCAUGCAGAACAAAGACACAUGCAGGAAAUGGAGCAUCGUGCAGACAUUUGUUUUGCUGAACGUAUUUUACCUCGAUGUUUCAACUCGUGGGUCGAGUUCACUCUACAGAGGAGACUCAAUAAGCAAAGGAAGCAUAAGGCAUUAGUCUUUAAUCAGCAGCGUCAGUACACAUGGGUGUUUUACACCUGGUGGGGACGAUCGGAGCAGCACAAGGAGCAGAUGCUUUCUGAGCGAAUGGCAAUCCUGCAUGAGGAGCGGAGCUGCCUGCAGAGAUCCUGGAGUCACUGGAGGCAGCGUACAAAGCAGAGGAUCAUUGAGGAGGAGAAAUGGGAAGCUUCAGAGCGUCUGUACAAACACAGACUGCUUCAUAAGACGAUGACUGAGUGGAAGGACAACAGCAUGGAGAUACGAGACAGGAGAAAUCGGGAACAGCAGGCUUGUCAUCAAGGCGAUGUGUGCUGCAUGAGAUGGGCCGUGGACAAAUGGAAGAAGUAUGUUCAUAGCCAGCGGGUGAUGAAAAGCAGAUUGCAGCAGAUGCAGCGUUUUCAUGAAGUGAAACUUCUCAAACACACAUUUGAGGCUUGGAAGAAACGUACCCGUCAGAUGUUUCAGCUCUGUGGUCAUGCAGAGGAACUCUACAGACAACAAAAAGAGAACUUCUGCAGGAAGGUCCUGUAUGUUUGGAGGGAGAACGCUGUGCUGAUGGCAGAGGUCAGGCUCAUGGAGCAAAGAGCACAGAGUCACUUUGAGCAUGUCCUUCAGUUUAAGGUUUUUCUGUCCUGGAGGGAAGCAACACAACAUGCAGUGUCAAGGCGCCACCAGCAGAGGGAGACAGCCAGCAGGGCACAGAGGUCUUUAAAUGAAGUGCGGCUGCUGCGGUCAUUGAGACACUGGAGGAAGCAGACCAGGGCAGCUCGGAGGGAGAGGAUCUGCAUGGAAAAAGCCAGAAAGCACCACGAGUCCAAGCGUCUCUCUAAAGCAGUGAAAGCCUGGAAAGAGCAUCACUACCAGUGUUGCAAAAACAAGGUAAUGAAACGACAGGGGAUUUUGUUGCUGAGGUUAAAGAUGUACCAGACAUACUUUGAACAGUGGAGAGUGAAGCUGCAGCACAGACGGAGAGAAGCCCAGCAGACUGAGCGAGCACUCUGGCACUGGUCCCUCUCUCUCCAGGCCAAGGUUUUGUGUGGUUGGAGACUCUGGGCCUUAGAGCAGCGCAGGAAACAAGAGCAGGUGGUCCAGGCUGCACAGGUGUACAGAGACCAGCUGCUUAGGGAGGGCGUGACGUGCAUCCUCACCUACGCUGCUCACAUGAACGAUCUCACAAAGAACCUCACACAACACAGCCAGGAGCAGUCCGCUCGUGUCCUGCAGAAGUCGCAACGUCUCCACAGAGUGGUGAGGCGCUGUGCUCUGCGGUGGAAGCAGCAAGCUCUGAACAAACCACAGAGAGAACAAGAGGUCAAAACUCAGCCGCCUAAGAAGAGUGUGACCUUCAGUUUGACUGAAACAAAGAGUGUUUCCUCGUCUGACUCAGGGGAGCAGGAAGCUGAAGAUGGAGAGCUAAGCCAGCUACUGCUUAGCCGUACGCAUCGACGCCAGCCACACCGCUGUGAGGAACUGUUUAAAUCUCCAGUCAAGAUGAACUCCUGGAUGUAUUCUGUCUCCACUGGUGCUGCUCUAAAACCCUCACAGCUCAAUCCAGAGGAGACUGGUCACACAGUGUUGUUCAACAUCCCUUCUGCUAACGGCCCAGUCACCUCCAUACAUCAGAGUGCCACCAUAUCUAAUCUGCCAACCUCUACAACUCAGGUUUCAACUAAAAACUGUUCUCAGGGGAACCAAGAUGUUCUUUUACCGCCCUCUGCUUUCAUGACCUUUGGGACUGAAGACACGUUUGGGGGUGUUCCACUCAUUCCUCCUUCUAAACAACAAUCACCAGUCCAUCCCGACAAACCACAAGGAGCAGCCAGAGGAGUAAGUCUAGAGGAAGCAGUGAUGGAUUCAACAUCCACUCUGACCGGAGAACUCCUCAGCAUCCAGCUUGAUAUGAAGAUGUACCAACAGGACAGGAAGCAGCUAAGGGCUUGGCAGAAACUUAGAGGAGUGUUGCAAAGUUGGCUGCAGACCAGUGGAAAGGAGGAAAAAAUGGAAAGGACAGCUGUUUGUGAAGAGUUAAAGGAACUGGAAGAGCGCAUCCACAGAUUGUCAGCUGAGCUGGGAAAACGGAAACCAACGAUGCUGCUUCAUGCAGAGAGGAUCCAGCACUUACAGACUGUCCUUCAUGCUUCAGGGGUCCCUCUUCUGUUUAAGAAAGCAGAAGAUGAACUGUGUUUGCUGCGUGAUGCUCACACACACCAGGAAUGAUUGCAGCUGUGUUUUAUUCGGACCGUUGUUUACCUACAUGUAUCUUCUAAUAACAAAGACUGACUCAAGAAUCACCAGCUGCCAAAGAUCUGGCUCAUAUUUUGUUUGUAAGAUUUCACAUCUGUACCUCAUCUGCUUCCAAAAUGUGUUAACUUCCAAAAUAUUUUCGUGUUAAAUAUCCUGUAGAAUUAAAAAUGACUGUUUCCAGAUUCAUAAAAGUCAAAUUCCUUACAGCAGCUCCCACUGCUACAUCCAGUCUUCAGAUUUACAGAAACUAAAGCUAGAGGUCGUCCUUGUAACAGAUGGUGCUAAAUAUGAUCCAUAUGUGGGAAAGAGUGACUUAACUGUUUUGUGAGGAGCUGGCCUUGCGCAAUACACAUUUUCUUUUUAUCCCUCAGUUCAAGUGUCUCUAAACUCUGAGACGUCAGUGAAAGAGAACCAAGGAUUUGAGACUAACAGAAAGGACAGCUGUGUUGUUCUCUGCAGGUUCCAUUUGACAGUUUGUUACUGUAGAGCAAAAUGAGAGGAAUUAAUUCCAUUUUGCUGUUUUUCAUCCUUGUCUGCUGCAUCAGGGGUAAGUUUGAUACUAAAUUAGUUUGACUACAUCAUUUAUAUGGACAUUUUUACCUAUUUUGUAAAAUAUUAUUUUAUCCUUUUGUUGAUGUAACAGUUUUAAAAUAAAGUUUGUGGACUUGUGUGUAAGUUAUUUAACUGAUUCAAACAUUAAAAAUUUUCUGAAAUCCUAAA
Molecule: messenger RNA, 4613 nt
Organism: Cheilinus undulatus (humphead wrasse)
Lineage: Eukaryota; Metazoa; Chordata; Actinopteri; Labriformes; Labridae
Gene: sfi1
Product: SFI1 centrin binding protein
Exons: 31
Coding region: 216-3866 (1216 amino acids)
Molecular function (GO): phosphatase binding
Source: RefSeq, a predicted model, not a curated record